Messenger RNA from Suillus fuscotomentosus, 2790 nucleotides. RefSeq lists its product as uncharacterized. Bases 194 to 2617 code for a protein of 807 amino acids. Lineage: Eukaryota; Fungi; Basidiomycota; Agaricomycetes; Boletales; Suillaceae. The transcript is spliced from 2 exons. The record is from RefSeq and is a predicted model, not a curated record.
ACUGUUUCAUACAAGUCUCAUAUGUAUGGGACACGAAACGUCACAGAACAUAUCACUGAGUCUCCUGUUCUCUUUUCGCUCUAUCACCAGUGCUAAGCACCAGCUAACGAGGAUCAGACCCGAGCGUUGACUGACCCUUCGUCUGUUUGACCGCUAUACCUGUUAUCUGCGUCUACCUUCUGAGUUGUCUCAUAUGCUGUCUGCGUCAGUGACGACCACUCCUCGGCCACGGCCGCCAGGUCGGGUACGAAGAAUUUCCACCCACGUCAAAACUUCCCCACCUCCUCCGUACGCUGCCACAUCGCUUCUUGAUGAUCCACUGGAUAACUCCUCGGAUCUGAAACGAAAGUCUUUCAACGGCGCAUCUGCAAUCGCUGCAUGGGAUGACAUCCCUACUAAUCAUCCUCAAAAUUGGAAUGGGAGGUCUCGUGAGGAGCUGUCUGAGCUCCUCCUGAAAGCUGAUGAGCUCAUCAAAGACCGAGAAAAUGAACUCAGUUUCACCACAGCUGUCUGUAAAUCAUUGUAUGAAAAUAAUCUAGAGCUCCAGAACAAGCACAAGACGCUUCUUGCUCGCUUGCCCACUUCAUCAGCGUCUGUCUCUCCAUCCGGAUCCUCGGCAUCCUCUCCAACUACUCCCGGAACACCUCUUCCACACUCCCCCCAUUAUUAUACCAAUACCUCUUCCUCCCACGCGAACACCAGUGUAUCUCGCUCGCGCCGGUCGCAGAGACGCGUUUCUGUCUCCCCUGCGGACCUUGCUCUACUUUCCGAUCAGAAUGCUGAGCUCCUUGCUAAGCUAGAAAAACUUGAAUCUGAAUCUGUUCAGACUGAUCAAGCGGGACGACGAAAAUUGCGCUGUUUGGAGAAAGAGAUUCAAGGGCUCCGAGAGGAGCUCGAAACAACUCGUGCCAGGAGUGACGAGCUCGAGAACAAGGCAAAACUUGUUAGUCCCAGCCUCGAGUCUGAGGAAGCGUCAAAGAGGCGGCAUGAGAGAGAGGUGCGAGUCCGCGCUCUACGGGGUAGGAGCGAGAGCGAUGCGAAUGACGGAGAAGUACGAGACUUUGCGCCAGGGGGGGCUCUUGCAUCUCAAGGGGUCUCGAAGAGAUCUACCGCGCUAGGCAGGUCAGAGAAACGCAAGCGUCCAUCGCAGUGUCUACGCCGGCAUGCUUCUGAAGCCAUCUUUCGUUCGGCCCCUACGGAUAGCAAGCUUUCAAGAAAGAUGUCUUUAUACAACGGUUCCUCUCGAUCAUUCCCCCAGUUACAGUCUCCUCUCCCCACUCAGUUUCCAGUCCCGGCAACGCCUGAAUAUGCGCUCGUGUCGCAGCUCCUUCAAAAGAUCCGUGAGCUUGAACAUAUUAAUUCACAAAUAACGGUGCAGCAAGAAAAAACGACGGCAUCGCUUCAGUCGGUUCAAAGAGAUGCCGCAAGCAUCCAGCUCCUAUAUGAGAGCCUUAGUGAUGUCGAUGUCAUUGACUGGCUGGCUGAAGAUGACAGCUUCGAGAAUCCCGGUGUCCACGAGGAAAAUGAACAUGACGAAGAAGACGAGACAAUUCGUUUCGCCAGUCUCCGUCGGUCUAUGCUCGCGGAUUCCUCGGUUGAUUUUGAUAGCGGCAUCGAACCAGACAAACAGAGUAGCAUGCGGCAUGCAAUCCUUCCAGAGCUCUUCCCUCUACCUGCACAUCAUCGCACACGUCGAUCUGUUGUUGGAUUAUUUGACUCUCCGACUGUAUCUGAUGUCAGUGAUGCACCGUCUGUACAAUCACUGAUUAUCCCUGGUCUAUCGGCCGUCCCUUUUGUCCCUCAGCCCAUUACGGAACCUGUGACCCCCGAAGAAUUGGACUUGCCAGCACCUCUAGCUGCGGUAUUACCUACCACAGACUUCACGGCCCCCCAGACUCUUGACAAUGAGCUAGGGCUUGCAUGGGACAACUGUCAUGAGAACGACCACUUCCGCACACCAAGUUUAAUCGAUCUUACAUCGCUUUCUCCUUUAUCCGCUGGCAACGCCGUCGGCGUUCCGGAUUCCGGGACACUUUCCCCGAAAGACAAGCUGUCCUUUCCUCCGUCUUCUAGUUAUAUAUCAACUCCCUCCACAUCUUCCACCUCGUUUGCGGAGCAAGUUAGCUUGAAAAUAGACGGUGUUCAUGAUCUUGAGCCCCUGACGUAUAGUCCGCCCAAUGCGCACGUGGAAACACUUGCAGACAAGAAGUGUCGCAAGUCGCACACCAUUCGCAUGCGCACAAACCACUGGACUGAAGGUCGCUUUGAAGCAACACUUCUCUCUGCUCCGCAGAGGGGGAGCUCUGCUGAUCUCGCCCGUCCUCCCACUCCAGUUCCUCAAAGACUCGUAAACGAGUUCGUGGAUAGCAUAAGCCGCCAUCGCACUCAUUCCCUUUCCCGCGGUCUCACAGGUGAUGAACCAAGGACAGCUUCUGCAUCGCCAGCCUCCCUUCGUCAGCGACUUCAGAAGCCCCAGAAGCGACGGUUCGUAUCGUUCGUCUUAGAGCUGUGGCUGUGGUUUCAGUUCGCUAUCGUCGUGGUCAUCUUUCUUUGGGCGAUGGCGAAGCGCGGACCGAAGAGUGUGUUAGAGGAAGCUCAGAGAAGGAAGAUUCAGUGACGAUAUUUUGGGCGGUGUUUCAUUGUACUUUAGGUUUAAUAUUGAAUAUGUUCUAGUAGGCUAAUGAUAUACGAGAUUCUGCGCUAGUAGAGUUUUGGUUUGAUGUGUUACCGACUGGAACGGUGCACGCAAUUAAUAGGCUACUUACGCAAUCCAUUUGUGCACAAUGUUCU